CAGGUCUCGGGCCCUCAAGCGGAGCGGCGGGCGCCGGACCCCAAGGUGGGCAACAGGUCUCGGGCCCUCAGGCGGAGCGGCGGGCGCCGGACCCCCAGGCGGAGCGACAGGUCUCGGGCCCUCAGGCGGAGCGGCGGGCGCCGGACCCCCAGGCGGAGCGACAGGUCUCGGGCCCUCAGGCGGAGCGGCGGGCGCCGGACCCCCCAGGCGGAGCCGGCACCGAGACAGGUCUCGGGCCCUCAGGCGGGGCGGCGGUGCGCCGGACCCCCAGGCGGAGCGGCGGGCGCCGGACCCCCAGGCGGAGCGACAGGUCUCGGGCCCCCAGGCGAAGCGGCGGGCACCGAGUCACCAGGCACGACAGUGGGGCUCCGAGUCAACUGGCAUGACCGCUGGCACUGGGUCAGACAUGGAUCGUCUGGCUGGACAGCGGGCAUCGGGUCACCAGGCAUCAGGUCAUUUGGCUCG
Molecule: messenger RNA, 465 nt
Organism: Staurois parvus
Lineage: Eukaryota; Metazoa; Chordata; Amphibia; Anura; Ranidae
Source: the annotation of a GenBank genome assembly